Molecule: messenger RNA, 1464 nt
Organism: Danaus chrysippus (African queen)
Lineage: Eukaryota; Metazoa; Arthropoda; Insecta; Lepidoptera; Nymphalidae
Source: the annotation of a GenBank genome assembly
AUGGCUGAAGCAACCGACGAUAAUGCGAGUGGAGAUACUGUUUCAGUAGUCAAACCUGAAGUUUCCGAAGCCCCAGAAACUAUUCCACCACCAAAACCAGAUGUGGAACUGAUAGUAGAUGGUUUCGGUUUCAUGCCAAAGGAAACAAAGCUGGAUUCAAAAUCCCUCUCUACAGAUUUAAAGAAAUCUUCUAAAGUAUUAAAAGAUAUUAAAUCCCCCGCAAGCGAACAUAGUCCAUGUGCGUCUAGCACCAAUAUUGAUAUCGUCAGAAGGUAUACUUGGAGGACAAAAAAUAGGAUGACAGUACAGGUUAUAACCUAUGGCGCCACCAUCACAUCAAUUCAAGUACCUGAUAAGAGAGGUGUUCCAGAUGAUGUGGUAGCAGGUUUCGAUACGUUAGAAGAAUAUUUCCAACCAAGAAAUCCAUACUUCGGUGCAACUAUAGGGCGUUAUGCGAACUAUAUACAAGACGGAACAAUGGUCGUGAGACCUUCUGGCAGGAUGUACAUGCUCUCUACCAACAGAGGACAUAAUCAUUAUCACGGAGGAUACGUUGGAUUUGAUAAGGUUAACUGGCGAUCUUAUGUAACGGGCAACAAAGUCAUCAUGAGUCACGUCUCAGAGAGAUUCCACGAAGGUUAUCCUGGUACUGUGAUGGCACAAGUUUCUUUUGAAGUGACUUGCGAUAAUACAAUUAAAAUUGAAAUGAAAUGUACAACGAGUGAACCGACAAUAGUGAAUUUAAGUAACACCAAUUACUUUAACCUGGCUGGACAUCAUUCCGGCCCAGAUCUAAUGUAUGAUCAUAUUAUUACAAUCAACGCUGAUAAAUACACAGCUGUGGAUGAAGAGGGACUUGUGACAGGGGAAAAGAACGUUGUUGGCGGAACACCAUAUGACUUCAGAGUACCUAGGUCAUUGCGGGUGAUGUUGCCGAAAAUUCCAAUGGGUGGCUAUGAUAUCAAUUUCUGCGUAACUCAGGGCACGGAACAAGAUCUUACAUUCCAAGCAAGAGCCCUUCAUCCGCUGACAGGGAGAGUGUUAGAAAUUUACAGCAAUCAACCUGGAAUGCAAUUCUAUACAGGAAACCUUUUGCCCGAUCCCGAUAAAAUUGUUGAAGAACCGGGUGAAACUGAAGAGGAAGGCAAAUCUGAAUCUGAAUCUGAAUCUGACAGUGGGAGCGAAAGCGAGUCGAAAAGUAGUGAGGAGGAGGAGAGUGCAAGAGGUGAAGAGACGAUAGAAGAGGCUAAGGAAGACGAGGGCAAGAGAAGUUAUGGAUAUGUACCACUAAUGGGUAAACAUGGCACGUUUUACCGAAAACAUGGACUAUUUUGUAUGAUGCCGCAGAACUAUCCGGACGCCGUCAAUCAUAAAAACUUCCCGAAUUCCGUUCUAAACCCAGGAGAAACCUACAUACACAAAAUACAGUACAAGUUUGGUAUUUUAUUAGGAAAAUAUGUAUGA